Parascedosporium putredinis is the source of this 2250-nucleotide messenger RNA. The record is from the annotation of a GenBank genome assembly. Lineage: Eukaryota; Fungi; Ascomycota; Sordariomycetes; Microascales; Microascaceae.
AUGGCGAGCGCCACGGAGACUAUUGCCAUCCAGUCAUCUGCCCAUGACGAGGGCCUCCGUCCUGGAGUUAUGGAUACCGUCGUUUCCAUCCUCCCGCCUACAUGUAGUGUAGACAAGGGAAAAGCCGUCGAGACCGCUGCCGAAGCUGUUGAGGACGACCCCCACAUCAACUCCCAGACGAUUCUCGACCUCAUCAAUGUCUCCAUCGAAAACGUUCGAAACCGAGCUGCCGAGGUGGAGAGAGCGCGCGCGGAAGAGGACGAGAAGAGGAAACGAGACGAGGAAGAGGCCGCGGCGGAGAGGGCGAGGCCCGAGGCCGAGGACGAGGCCGCCGCCAAGACACCGCGCUCGAGGUCAAGCUCGGAGCUGAGCGAAUCCAAGGCAGGCCCGGCAAACGGCCACAGGCGCCACAACGCCACGGGCGCCUCAAAAUUCAUGAAGCGCAAAUCCGAACAAGAUGACGAUGAUGCGCAGAGUAUCAUGACUUUUAAGAGCAACAAGGACACGAGGUUACGGCAGCUCGGCGCAAUUGCCGCUCUGCUUCAGAAGAAGCACUCCAAGACAAAGGGUUACGCCGCUCCCGGAUCGUUCAUCGUUCACUCCAUCACAGGGACUGUGGCGGAAAACGCCGAGGAGAAUGCAGGCACAAUAGAAUGCAUCUCUUGUUUCGACGAUUUCGAUCCGAAGGAGAUGAUCAAAGCGCCCUGCCACUACUAUUGCCGCGACUGCUUCACCCGUCUCAUCUCCACUGCGCUUCAAAACGAACAGCAAUGGCCAGCGAAAUGUUGCCUGAACGAAAUCCCCUUUCAAACUAUUUACCAGUACAUUCAAAGCGAUAUCCGGACAACUUUCGAGACACGCGCUCUCGAAUGGAGAACUCCAAUAGGAGAGCGCAUCUACUGCAGCACGCCAGAGUGCGCUGUCUGGAUUCCUCCCAACCAGGUCGAAGGCGGCACCUCCAUAGCGCGUUGUCCGGCCGGUCAUGAGACCUGCUCAUUCUGCCGAGGUCCGGCCCACGCCGCUGACUGCCCCCAAGACUGGGACCUUCAGCGAACUAAUGAGCUGGCGCAGGAGGAAGGCUGGAAGCGGUGCGGAAGAUGCCGCGCUCUGGUUGAGCACCAGUCUGCGUGCCAGCACAUGACGUGCCGCUGCGGCUACCAAUUUUGCUACGUCUGUACUCGAGAGUGGCGGACGUGCGGCUGCACGAUGGCGCAACUUACCGCGCUUAAGGAGGCGGCAACACAGCGACGCCAGGAAAGGCUGGAGAGGGAAGCAAUCGAUGAAACAGAGUUGCAGGCCGCCCUACGGCAGGUCGAGCAACUUGAGCUCGAGGAAGCCCUCGAAGCCAUUGAACAGAUCAUGAAGCAGGAGCGUGAAGACGCGGACCGUAGGAAGAAGGAGAUUCUUAGUCGCAUCCGUCGUGAGGAGGAGAGGCAGCAAGGAGUGUACUCGAAUUUCCGCGACCUGCGUGGGAUUCUCUCGGAUUUGCAAGAUCGUCAGCGUGACAUUUUGGACUUUGACAUUGUCGAGGAUCGGCGCAAGUUUGACGAGCAGCGCGCAGAAGAGCGGUGCAAACGGGAGAGAGAUGCAGAGACCGAGGUCCAGGACCUGGAAGCCCUUAUAUCGGCGCGCCACUCUGAGCUAGAAGUCAGUCUGGCGAGAGAGUACGGCGCCCGUGUGGAGCUUGAGCGCGCUGUGGAGGACGAGUACCAUGUUCGCCUCAUCGCCUUUUAUUCUCAGUGGAAGAAUGACAUGCAGGCUCCGGCCGUCAUUGCCGAUGCUGAGGUCGAAAAGGCGAUGCAAGUGCUCCGCGCGCGCCUCGACGAACAGCACAGCGCCUGGAAGAAAUGGCGCGACGAGGAAAUCGAGGCGGCGCGGUUUACCGCAGACGAAGAGCGAGGUCUUCGGGACGAACUUCUUUCCACGCGGCGCCUGAGACAAGAGGAAGCCUUUGUGGUUCAGGAGCGGGAGCUCAAAGCGAGGGCCAAGGCGGGCUCGAGGUGGUACCAGGCCGUGGGAACGGAGCGCGCGAGGCUCCUCGACGAGAUGGAGGUGGAUGAGAUCGAGGCACAUCGGGAUACGUUUAGCGAAUUUGAUGGCCUCGAAGUCGCGAUCAUCAGGGAGGCGUACGAGAGGAACGCAAACGGGAUAGAGACGGACGGCAGCGAGGGGCGGCCAUCAACGGGGCAGGCCGAGGGCGGCGGCGGGGAUGCGGAGUUUGAUAUAUGGGCGGAUGCCAUUGAAGGUUGA